Molecule: messenger RNA, 540 nt
Organism: Racocetra fulgida
Lineage: Eukaryota; Fungi; Glomeromycota; Glomeromycetes; Diversisporales; Gigasporaceae
Source: the annotation of a GenBank genome assembly
AAAAGUAUGGCAUCGGCAAUCAUGAUAUUUUAACCGGUGGUACAGCUGGGCAAACUAUUCAAAAAUCUGUCGAAUUGGAUAAAAUGUUUACAAGUUUUGCUAUAGCUGGAUUUGGAAUUAGCCCUAAUCUUUGGGGACUUUUCAGAAUUAUUCCGGAAAAAUAUGUUAAUAAUGAGAAAAUAAACGCUCAGGAAUAUGCUGUAGAACAUUGGAAUGACCGAAUAGAAUUUACACUUUUUCAACUUACUGCCAACAUGGGAGGUUUCUUAAGCGUACUUAGUGUUAUUUAUCUUGUUCUAUUUGGAUCACGAAGAAUCAAUCCUUGGGGUAUUGUUCAACGUCAUUUACUUAAAGUAGUGCCUUCCACUCACUCUGCAAUGGCUGAGACUAAUGAUUCACAAACUCAGAAACGCCCUUCUUUCGAGAAAACAUGUAUUUUAUCAACAACUGCAAAUACGGAUGAGCCGACCAUUCAACAGAUAAAACAGGAAUUGCGUGAUGAAAUGAAAAGUGAAAUAGUGAAAUUAAGAGAGUUUCUGA